UUCAGUUAUGGUGACAGCGUGUGUAUGUCAGUCUUGGUUCGGAGGUUUCAGUUUCGAAAACUGUAAGAGUCUCAUCUCAUCUCAUCUUAUCUCAAAUCAUUUCAGGAGCAAAGAAUCAAGACACACAGACAUGAAUCUGUUAACGUCUGUCGUGGUGCUGGGACUGUGCUGCACGCUCAGCUCUCUCACUGUAUCAGGAUCUGAAGAGUGCAGUUUGUGCAGGCCUUUCAUUCUGGAUGCCAUCAAGGAAGCCAAACAAAUCGUAGAUGACUCUUAUUUGUACUCUCGUCAAAAGAGCCUUGAGAGAGUGCGCAGGAACGAUUCCAUCAAUCCAGCUGAUAUACUGCGUCUGAUGAAGCAGCCGAAACGGAAGGCGCGUCAGGCUGUAAGAGCUGCAGAUUACCUGGAGCAGACAUUGAGGAUCAUCUCUGAGAAAACACACCAUACACACAAGAGAUCUAUUAAUGCCACAGCACUGCUAACUCAUGAAGAACUCGAGACGAUCGAGCGUCUGACUGGCUGUGCCGCUCAAACCCUGCCACCAAUGUGCAGAAUGAUGCCAGACCUGAACCGAUAUCGUACAGCCACCAGCAUCUGCAACAAUCGUAUAAAUCCACUUCGAGGUGCUUCAAACGUAGCGUUCACCCGCUGGCUGCCUCCAGUUUAUGAAGAUGCCAUCUCCCAACCUCAAGGAUGGAACCCAGGAAGACUCUAUAAUGGUGUUGUGCUGCCUCUGGUGAGGCUGGUGUCAAAUCGCAUUUUCAGCACACAGGACCAAAAUGUUCAGGGGGACAAUGAGUACACACUUCUCAUCACCUUCUUCGGUCAGUGGAAUGAUCACGACCUGUCCUUCACCCCCAUGUCACCCAGCAUCCGGUCCUUUAGUAAUGGCAUUAACUGUGAUGAGAGCUGCGAGCGCUCCGAGCCGUGCUUCCCCAUCCAGAUUCCUAGAGAUGACCCGCGCCUGCCCUCCGGUCCCAACAGCUGCCUCCCUGUUUUCCGCUCUGCACCCGCCUGUGGCUCUGGGUACGGUGCGUACAUGUUUGGAGGUGUGCCGCGGGUGCGGGAGCAGAUCAACACUCUGACAUCGUUCCUGGAUGCAGGCCAGUUGUACGGCUCUGAGGAAGGGCUUGCUCAAGAACUCCGCGACCUCUCUAAUGAUGGGGGCCUUAUGCGUGUCAACAACAGAUUCCGGGACAAUGGGCGUGAGCUGCUGCCCUUCACCAACGUGGUCAGCAAUAUGUGCACCACACGCAAUCGCAUUCGGAACACCACAGGCCUGCAAGAAGUGCCGUGUUUUAUCGCAGGUGAUGAGCGUGUGGAUGAGAACAUUGCUCUCACGUCACUGCACACACUCUUCCUCCGAGAACACAACCGGAUCGCUCGUGCUCUACGCCGCCUGAACCCCCAAUGGGGAAAUGAACAGCUUUAUCAGGAAACUCGCAAAAUUGUUGGAGCCUACCAUCAGAUCAUAGUGUUUAGAGAUUAUCUGCCACACAUCGUAGGAACAGAUGCCAUGAGGAAGCAGCUCGGCAAGUAUCCCGGCUACAACCCAAACGUAGACCCAACCAUCUCCAAUGUUUUCGCCACUGCUGCUUACCGUUUUGCCCAUGCCACCAUCCAGCCCCUCAUCUUCCGUUUGAAUCAAAACUUCCAGGAAAAUCAACAAUUCCCCAGCGUCCCUCUACACCAGGCCUUCUUUACACCAUGGAGAAUUGUAUUUGAAGGUGGGAUUGAUCCUCAAAUUCGGGGGUUGAUUAGUCGUCCAGCUAAGCUGAACAGGCAGGACAGUGUGCUGGUGGAUGCGGUGAGAGAAAGACUGUUUGCCUUCACCAGCAAACUCGCCCAGGACCUGGGUUCCCUCAACCUGCAGAGGAGCCGAGACCAUGGCCUACCAGGCUAUAAUGCAUGGCGCAGGUUUUGCGGUCUGUCCACACCCAGGAAUGCUAUUGAACUGGGUAGGGUGCUGAAUAACACAAACCUGGCACGUCGACUCAUCGAGCUCUACGGCUCUCCCAAUAACAUCGACCUCUGGGCAGGAGGUAUUGCCGAACCGUUUGUCUCUGGAGGUCGAGUUGGGGCGGUGUUCUCCUGUAUCAUUGCCACCCAGUUCCAGAAGAUCCGUCAAGGAGACAGGCUCUGGUGGGAGAACAUGGGUGUUUUCACUCCAGCACAGAGAAACGCACUGUCCAGGGUGUCUCUGUCUCGCAUCAUCUGUGACAACACGGCCAUCAGCAGAGUUCCUAGGAACCCUUUUAUCUUAAGUCGCAACCAAGCAAACUUUGUCAACUGCAGAAGCAUCCCGGGGAUUAACCUUAAUGCUUGGCGGGAAUCAGAUUCUCAAGGACGUUCUGAAGAACUAGAUUCUCAAGGACAUUCUGAAGAACUAGGGCACGGUGAAAAUGCACCUGAUGAAAAUGAGAUUCUCAGAGAGAAUCAGUUCAACGAUAUCCAGGACCUAGAGGACACGCUGGACAACCAGGUCAGCCAGGAAUGAGAGGCUCCAGUGGUCCAUUUUGAAUCCCCUACCCGCCCGAGCCCCCCCUUGGUCCUUGCAGCAUCCUGGAUGUUCGUGGGCUUCUUGGCCUCUUUCUUCCUGCUAUUGCUUCUGCAAGAUCAGCUACAAAGAUUUGAACCUUUACAACACCCAGACAAGCAAGUUCACCUGCAGCAUAUCUGACAUCUAGGAGUUGAAUUUCUUCUGUUUGCUGUCUACAGUAUCAGCACCAUGACCAUGUAACAUAGCUGCACCUUGGUUUUGAGCAGCCCUAGUGAUAUACUGCUCCUGAGGAUGGAUCAGAGUUUGAGACUGUUGCUAGAGGCCAAUUAAUGCAUUGACUUGACUUUUUUUUUUUGCCCUUCAAAUGCCCACAUUUAACACUCAUGUUCUGUUAUGUAGCAAACUUCUGUCCCAGGUUACAGCUGUACAAGUUUACUACCCAACAUAUCUUUGUAUUCAUUAUUAUGAGUAGUAAUAGUGAUGUACAUUCAUUAACAAUUUUGUUAAAUACCACAGUUCAGUUCAAAACGAUACCAAGUUCAGUUUGGGAACGUGAUUUUGGUUGUCCAAGAUGGCUGCCUCAUAAUGUAAAAGCUAAUUAGUAAUGUUUUGUUCAUGGUUUUAAAUGACAGUAAGUCAUACUGUGUCCUAAACCACAUCAGCAAGUCUGUGUAAGAUCACUGAAGACCUGAAUGAGAUUUGUGGCUCAUAUUUAGGACCAGACAGACUUCCAAUAUUUAUUAGCUCCAUAUUCCUAGUAGCAUCAGUGAAAACAAAUAUAAAAACAAACCAGGCAGUCUUAUCAGGGCUAUAGAUUAUUGUCCAUGUUUUUACAUGUAUUUUCAUAUUUCUAAUUACAUAUACACUUUCUGUUUGGCUUCUUUUUCUGUUCCCAGUAAGUGUUAUAUUGCAUUAACAUUUUAUUUUGUGUUGCAAACCAUUUGCAAAUUAAAUCAUGUACCUCAUCUGUACAACUUUUGGCUUAUUUGAUGUUGAGUCAUGUCAUAUUUAAAAUAAACUACGCUUCUGGUGUA
Neoarius graeffei (lesser salmon catfish) is the source of this 3534-nucleotide messenger RNA. It is a transcript of the gene mpx, whose product is annotated as myeloid-specific peroxidase. The transcript is spliced from 19 exons. Gene Ontology annotation, molecular function: heme binding; peroxidase activity. Bases 8 to 2497 code for a protein of 829 amino acids. Gene Ontology annotation, biological process: response to oxidative stress. The record is from RefSeq and is a predicted model, not a curated record. Lineage: Eukaryota; Metazoa; Chordata; Actinopteri; Siluriformes; Ariidae.